Molecule: messenger RNA, 690 nt
Organism: Adineta steineri
Lineage: Eukaryota; Metazoa; Rotifera; Eurotatoria; Adinetida; Adinetidae
Source: the annotation of a GenBank genome assembly
AUGAAUGUUACACAUUGUAUAUUCGAUUUGGAUGGUUUAUUAUUGGAUACUGAAUCAAUUUAUACUGAAUGUUUACAACAAAUAUGUGCGCCAUAUGGAAAAAAUUUUAGUACAGAAACAAAAUCAGAAAUGAUGGGAAAAUCGUCAUUAGAAGCUGGACAAAUUUUAAUUCGAGAAUUAAAUUUGCCAAUGACUGAUGAAGAAUUUUUAAUAAAAGCUAAUGAACUUUAUACACAAGCAUUUCCAUCAGCUGAACUUUUACCUGGUGCUGAACGUCUUAUAACACAUUUAACCACUCAUAAUAUUCCUAUAGGAAUUGCGACAGGUUCAUCACAUGAAUUAUUUACAUUGAAAACAAGUGGUUAUCCUGAAUUAUUUAAAUUAUUUGAUCCAGUUAUGUGUACAGAUGCAAAUGAAAUACGUUUAACAAAACCUGAACCAGAUAUAUUUCUUGCAUGUGCAGAAAAAUUUCCUAAUCCACCUUUAUCAAUGAGUCAAUGUUUAGUAUUUGAAGAUGGAGAAAAUGGUGUUCGAGCUGCACUUACGGCUGGAAUGAAAGUUGUACUUGUACCAAGUUUACCAUUAAGUACAUACGAUACAUGGAUUAUUAAACAUGUUUCACGUACAUUAGAUAGUCUUUUAAAAUUUGAUCCAAUGGAAUUUGGUUUACCACCAUUCGAUGAUAAUUAA